Xyrauchen texanus (razorback sucker) is the source of this 3499-nucleotide messenger RNA. Its product is annotated as RING finger protein 11. Lineage: Eukaryota; Metazoa; Chordata; Actinopteri; Cypriniformes; Catostomidae. The record is from RefSeq and is a predicted model, not a curated record. The transcript has 3 exons. Bases 418 to 882 code for a protein of 154 amino acids.
AAGGCAACAUUGCCUCUGUCGCCAUUGAGAGUGAGCGCACAGUUGAUAUGGUGGAAUUUAUCAGCUGAAGGGUAGACAGUGUUUACAACAGAGACCAAGAGGAAACGACAGCACCAUUUAGUAAGGUUUUGAGGUGAAUAGACGAAGUUUAGGCUGCGUAUGUUUACAAAAACAUCGUUUUGUUGCUGUCUGUGCGCUGCGCGCGGCUGAUACUUUUUGGUCAGGUUCUUUGUGUGUCGACAAUGGUUUGUUUUUCUCCUUUUGGAUCUCUCUUCUGGCUUUGACCGGAUCGUUUUAAAUGAAGUGUAGAGUUGCAAUCGUACAGCUUUGAAGGAAGUCUGGUUGGAGUGUGUACGGGUGGAAAGGAGGGGAUAGGCAGGAUUUUAACAAUUAGACAAAUAGGAGUUCAGAAAGGAGAUGGGAAAUUGUCUGAAAUCUCCCACUUCGGAUGAUAUCUCCUUGCUCCACGAAUCCCAGUCAGACAGGGCCAGUUUCGGUGACGCCAACGAUCCGGAUCAGGAACCACCACCUCCAUAUCAGGAGCAGAUCCAUGUGCCGGUGUACCACCCGACUCCCAGCCAAGCCCGGCUGGCUACCCAACUGACUGAAGAGGAGCAGGUGCGUAUUGCUCAGAGGAUUGGCCUCAUCCAACACCUGCCCAAAGGAGUCUAUGAUCCAGGCAGUGACGGCACCGAAAAGAAGAUUCGAGAGUGUGUUAUCUGCAUGAUGGACUUUGUGUACGGAGAUCCCAUCCGGUUCCUCCCCUGCAUGCACAUCUACCACCUGGACUGCAUAGAUGACUGGCUGAUGAGGUCCUUCACGUGUCCCUCCUGUAUGGAGCCUGUAGAUGCUGCUUUGCUCUCGUCCUAUGAAACUAACUGACUACUGCCUGCGCUGAUGCCCUCCCUACACACACACACACACACACACACACACACACACACAUACACAUAGAAUCAGCCCUUGAGUCCUGUCCUAACAUUGCCCCAUUGUGCUCACAAAAAAAAUGUCCGCUCAGUUGGGGGCGUGGGAUGUAGAAGGACCUAAGAGCCACACUGAUGGUUUAAUCUCUCCUGCGUUGUCCUGCUGGACCGGGAAACCUGCAGGAGCCGUUUUGCACCCAUAUGACUUUAUCUUGGGAUUUCCUAUGACUAGCUUCAAACAUCGCCCAGACAAACCAGUCAUGCACCAUUCCACUGAAGCAACACUUACACUGGAAUGAGACAAACCAUCAAGAAACCUAUUGGUGGACUAUUUAAAGAAAACACCAGUUCAACCUUCAAUCUCUAUUUAUUUAUAUCUUAGCGUCUCAGUUUCCAUAAAAGGCUCAUUUGGUUUUCGGCGAAAGCACAUUGGGGCAAAACAGCAAAUUAUAUUGCACACACGCACAUAUUCAUGCAAAGAAAAAAGAAAGAAAAUUCCAUGGUGAAUUUUGCACUUUGACUCCAAUUCAGAGAAGUAAGCCUAGCUGUACACACAUGUGCGCACAACCCCCCUCCACCAGUUGUGCGCACAGGAAUCAUCGCUUUUAACCUUUAUUUAACUUUAAGUUAGCUUUUGAUUUUAUAUGUUUGUUUGUUUUAAAUUGCUAUACAAUUCUGCAUAUUUCUGUUGAGAAGUUGUUAUAUUUCUGUAUCGAUUGUGAGCAGCAAACCUGAAUAAUAAGUUUGUUGUGCUGACAGAUUUAAGGGGUGUUCAAACCGAUAGCGUUUGCAGCGACAAAGUGACCAGUAGUCAUUCAUUUUCAAUAAGAGUUCACAAUUUGUGGCGUCAUGUGCAACAGUUAUCGCCAACAAUGGGAUGAAGUUGAACUGUCAACUUAAUGCAAUAUGGCAUGGAUGCAAUGUAGGAAGUUGGAACUCCUACUAUCUAUCUCCAACCUUAUAAUCACUGUCAGUGUGAACACUCGAGAAAGAGCAGGAUGCAAUUUGUAGUGGCAAGAUGAAAAUUUCCCUUUGUCAUUGACUUUAAGAAAUGAAAAAAGAGAACAAGUGAUGUAAUCCUGUGCUUUCCUAAAUUGAAAAUGUCCAACACUUGGUGGCGACAGCUCUCACAUGUCUGAUGAGAUUCAAUGUUUUGUUGCUCUUUGCUUUGUCAUUUUAAAAUCACCAUUGCUGUUAGUGUAAUAGCAAAUCCGAAAAAUGCAUCUACAGACAAAAUCACUGAAGUCAUUGGAAACCUAAAGUCAGCCCAGAGUGUCACGUGUGAUAUUAAUAUGAUUAAUGCAAUAUAGGCUGUAGUGACUCACUACAUGUAUGAGUGUGCAAAACCGCUUGAUCAUGUUAGUUUCACCUUCAUUGCACUUACGUUUUGCUAACAUAAUUGUACAUAGUGCAAAGACAUGCGGUUAUAUUUUUUUGUGAUUUCUAUUUUAAUUCUGAGUGUACCGAAUACUUCAAAAGAAUUCUUUAUGACAUCACAAAGGACUCACAACCUUAGAAAAAUUAACAAUUGAAUCCUUUGAUUAUUUCCACUGUUUUCACAGUGAGAGUCACCAAGGAUUUGGCUGAAUCAUUAAUCAAGCAUAUAUAUGUUUUUCUUUAAAGUAAGUGAAAAAUGAUUAAAGGUUUUCCCAUUGAUGUUUUCAGCCAGAUUUUUUGGCAAAUUUGUGUUUUAUAUCAAAUAAUAGACAAAGAGCAGAGCUGCAAGAAAAGUUGUACAAUAUUUAUUCAAAAGGAAAUAUUCCUUCGUUUCCACCUUUAUUUGGUGAAAUUAUGCCCAGCCCUCUCUAUGACUAUAAAAGAAAGCACAUGAGAGCAUUGAAAAUGAGUCUCUAUUUAUUUUCCUCACAAAUUUUAUAGAAAGACUGAUAGAAUUCAGAAUUGGUUGUGGGCAACGUGCCUCAUCUUUUCUCUUGAUAUUAUCAAUAUGAGGCUUUAAAUCUGUCUCCUUUACUCAAAACUAGAUAGAAACAAAGCUCUGAUGGUUAGUGGCUGCUAUUGAAGUGAAGAUUUUUCUUUUUUUUCUCGUUUUGGAAAACAUGCCUUGUGUGGAGUGACAGUAUGUGUGUAGUUAAUGAAGGUGGGGGAUAUAUUCUUCAUAGAUAAUCCAUUGACCUGUUUUUGCACAGUGCUUUUAGUUUGAGUUUUUGUCCUUUAGGUCUCUCCAUACAACGAGGAGCUCCAUUGCCUUAGACCAGACAAGGAGGUUUUUGCUCGACGUCCUGGGCUGAUAGGGACUCUACACCUGCGACAGAGCGAUAACGAGUGAGCAUUUGGACGUAAUAAUCAGGGGGCCACUGGGCCCCGGACCACGUUUACAGGACACUUCUUGCUCCUGAGAGACAUGUCAUCAAUGCAAUGCCAUGCCAUACAUGAAACUGAUUCUCCAUGAUGUGCUGGGAGCACAUGGACAUUAUCUAUGAUCUGUUUGUAUGUGAUGUGUGCGUAAGGCUGUGAGAGUCUCCCGUUUGUCUGUUCUUAAAUAUAUACAUAAAUAUGUAUGUAUAUAUAAAAUUAUGCAUCUUAACUGUACUACAGGCAAAUAAUAAAUAGCAUAA